Molecule: messenger RNA, 6529 nt
Organism: Pezoporus flaviventris
Lineage: Eukaryota; Metazoa; Chordata; Aves; Psittaciformes; Psittacidae
Gene: NUP214
Product: nucleoporin 214
Exons: 36
Coding region: 76-6330 (2084 amino acids)
Biological process (GO): protein import into nucleus; RNA export from nucleus
Cellular component (GO): nuclear pore
Molecular function (GO): structural constituent of nuclear pore; protein binding
Source: RefSeq, a predicted model, not a curated record
GCCCGCCCGGAAGCGGAAGUGAGCGCAAGCGGCGGGGGAUUCCCGGCUGUGGCAGAGCGGCGGGGACCGCGGGCCAUGGGGGACGACAUGGACGUGAUCCCCGAGCGGGAGAUGAAGGAUUUUCAGUUCAGAGCACUGAAGAAGGUCAGGAUCUUCGAUGCCCCUGAUGAUCUUCCCAAAGAGCGCUCCAGUCUCCUUGCGGUGUCUAACAAAUAUGGGCUGGUCUUUGCUGGUGGAGGAACCAGCCUGCAGAUCUUUCACACUAGAAAUCUCCUCAUGCAAAACCAGCUGGGAGAGGAUCCCAAUAAAAUUGUGGAGAACGUUCAGAGUACUUCAGUUCCCAUGAAGUUUCCAGUGCAGCACCUGGCUUUAAGCUGUGAUAAUCUCACGCUGUCUGUGUGUAUGAUGUCCAGUGAGAUCGGUUCCUUCAUUGCCUUUUUUGAUGUCCGCACAUUCUUAAACCAGGCAAAACAGCAGAAGCGUGCAUUUGCUUAUCACAAACUGGCCAAGGACUCGGGAAGCACAGCAGUGGUCAAUGACCUGAAGUGGAACCCAGCCAGUCCUGCCAUGGUAGCCAUCUGCCUGUCUGAUGGCAGCAUCUCUGUCCUGCAGGUCACAGACUCUGUGAAAGUGUAUGCCACGCUGCCUUUCACUGUAGCUGUUACAUCUGUGUGUUGGAGCCCAAAGGGAAAACAACUGGCUGUAGGGAGACAAAAUGGCACCGUGGUGCAAUAUCUGCCUAAUCUGCAGGAGAAGAAAGUGAUCCCUUGUCCUCCUUUUUAUGACUCGGACAACCCUGUUAAAGUUUUGGAUGUGCUGUGGAUUGGCACAUAUGUCUUUACUAUUGUGUAUGCAGCAGCUGAUGGGACACUGGAAACACCUCCAGAAGUGGUCAUAGCCAUAUUGCCUAAAAAGGAAGAGAAGCGACCAGAGAAGUUUGUGAAUUUCAUGGAGCCUUGCUACGGGAGCUGCACAGAGAGACAGCAUCAUUACUUCCUCAACUAUGUUGAGGAAUGGGAUCUGGUCUUGGCAGCUUCAGCAGCUUCCACAGAAGUCAGCAUUCUUGCCAGGCAAGGGGAUCAGAACUGGGAAUCAUGGGUUUUGGAGGACUCCAGCAGAGCAGAACUUCCUGUGACAGAUAAGAGCGAUGAUACUCUGCCUGUUGGUGUUGCUGUAGACUACACCAGUAACAUGCCUAUUGUGAUCAGUGACGAGAAGACCCUUCCUCCAGCUCCAGUUCUGAUCCUGCUCUCUACGGAUGGUGUGCUCUGCCCGUUCUACAUGAUCAAUCAAAACCCGGGGGUUAGAUCACUGAUUGUGACCCCAGAGCCAUUGAUGUUAGUAGGGGAGAGAGUUCCAAAGUCAGCAGGAAGUACUGCCACAACUCCAACCACUCCUCCAACUUCUUCAAAGCCUGACACAGCACCAGGGGUUGCUCCUGCUGCGCCUGCCUCAAGUCAGGCUCCUGCAGCAGGUGGAGCAGCUGCUUUUUCCUUCAUGCCUUCAACUGUGAAGAUGCCCGGCUCUACAGGCAGUGAUCCUCCACCUUACCCCUUUGCCGGUGAAGCCUCCAAGCAAGCCCCGACUCCCAGUCUGACUGGAGCAGCAACAUUCUCUUUCUCCUCUGCUUCUCCUAAGUCAUCCGUGACCCCUGCUGCUUCUGUAGCCACUACUACAACUACUGCCACCUCCUUUUCAUUUGGAUCCAUGAACUUCAAACCAGCUGCAGAGAGCUCACCAGGGCCACCUCUCUCCACACCACCUGUUGCACAGAAGACCACUUUUGCCACUUCGGCUUCUUCAGUCAAAGUGAACCUCAAUGAGAAGUUCACUGCUGUAGACACCUCUUCUCCCACUAGCAGCAGUGGUCAGUGCACUUCCCCAAUGUUUUCAUUCUCCAGCACUUCAAAAACUGCUUCUGGAGCUCCUCUGAGCCAGUCCACCCCCCCUGCAGCUUCUCCCACCACACCACUGAAGGCUUCGACACCUGUGCCUGCUGCAGUGUCACGUCCUGCUCAAAACAUGCUUUCCACUUCUUCAGUACAGAAGACAGCCAAAAUCACCCCUUCUGCAGCAAAGCCAAGCUCUACUCAGGGCAAAUCAUCAGUCCCCAACACAGCUCUAGAUAAACAGGCCCACCAGUGGAAGGAUUCAGACCCUGUCAUAGCAGGAAUCAGAGAGGAGAUUGCACAUUUUCAAAAGGAAAUGGAGGAACUGAAGGCCCGGACUUCCAAAGUCUGUUUCCAGGUUGGUACGCCAGAGGAAAUGAAGAUGUUGCGAACUGAGUCGGAUGAUCUUCACACUUUCCUCUUGGAAAUUAAGGAGACAACAGAGUCACUUCAUGGAGAUAUUUGUAUUCUGAAGACAACCUUGCUGGAGGGAUUUGCAGGGGUAGAAGAGGCUAGAGAGCAGAACAAGCGGAAUCAUAGCUCGGGCUAUCUACACUUGCUCUAUAAGAAACCUUUGGAUCCCAAGAGUGAAGCACAGCUUCAGGAAAUUCGGCGCUUGCACCAGUACGUGAAGUUUGCUGUUCAGGAUGUGAAUGAUGUUCUGGAUUUGGAGUGGGACCGGCACCUGGAACAGAAGAAAAAGCAGAAGCGUCUCAUAGUUCCUGAGAGGGAGACCUUGUUUAACACCCUGGCUAAUAACCGGGAAAUAAUUAACCAGCAGAGGAAGAGACUAAACCAGCUCAUAAACAGCCUGCAGCAGCUCCGACUUUAUAAUCAGACAUCUCAGUGGAGUGUUCCCAGUGAUACAUCUUCUCUUAGCAGUGCUCAAAGUUUUGACAGUGACCUUGAAAGCCUGCGCAAUGCCUUGUUGAAAACUACCUUGGAAUCACAUGCCAAACCUCUGCCUAAAGUACCUGCUAAGUUAUCCACUGUGAAACAGGCACAGCUGAGGAAUUUCCUAGCCAAGAGAAAGACUCCACCAAUUAGGUCUACAGCUCCAGCGAGUUUAUCCCGAUCUGCCUUCUUAUCCACAAGAUAUUAUGAAGAUUUGGAUGAAGUCAGUUCAACAUCCUCAGUUUCCCAGUCACUGGAGAAUGAUGAUUCACAGGCAGUGGAUCAGGAAGAAGAGGCUGCUCCAGUCCAAGUCCCUCGUCAUGCUCCUGUGGUCCGUACUCCCUCUAUCCAGCCUGGUUUGAUGGCACAGUCUCCAUCCUUUGGGAAGCAGCAGCUCUCCCUGGUGUCUACAUCUCCAAACCGAAUCAUACCGCAAGGGGCAGAUAGUACGAUGCUUGCAACAAAGACUGUGAAACACGGAGCCCCUGCUCCCACUGUCACUGUUCCAGCACCACAAGCAGCUGCUGCUGCAGCUCUUCGGAGGCAGAUGGCUAACCAGUCCCCAGUUGUAAGCACUUCCUUGACUGAAUCAACCCUGAAAAACGUACCUCAAGUGGUGAAUGUGCGAGAACUCAAGACUAGUGCAUUGACUCCAGCUGUCUCUGCAGUCAUAGGGUCGUCUGUACCUCAUUCUGCAGCCCAGGCAGUCCACCAAGUUUUGGCAACUGUUGCUACAAAUCAAGCUAAACAGACACCUCUAUCAAGCUCACUUAAGGGACAGACUCCACCUUCCUCUGUGUGUGCACCCUGUCCCGUGGCAUCUACAGCUGGUCCAGCAUCUUCCAGCAACAAAAUCUCAGGACAAGGGACAGUAAAAACAGUUACAGCUGUGACUUCUUCUACCGUGCCAUCCAUACAAGCAACAACUGCACAGCUUAACAAAGCCUUCUCCUUUUCUUUUGUGGGGUCUGGAUUUAAUUUUAGUGUUGUCACAUCAGCUGCUUCAUCACCGACGCUGCCCAGCCUGGCUUCAUCACAAGCCCCUGCUAAGGAGUCCACCCAGACCGACUCGUUUUCACUUGCUGGGGGUUCCAAAUUUGGAGUAGCCCCUGAGAGCUCCUUCACUUUUGGGUCCCUCAAGCCAGCAAGUGCUCCAGGGGCCUUAGCAGGAAACAGCUCCUCAGGAGAUGGUACCCAGCCAAACAAACCUGCAGCAACAACAUCUUCUGCUCCAUCCACAACGGCUGGCAAGUUGGAUGUCCCAUCUAAAUCGGGAGAUCACUUGUUUCAGAGCAGUAUAGCUGGGGAAACUCUUGGGAGCUUCUCAGGACUACGGGUUGGUCAAGUAGAUGAUAAUGCCAAAACCACCACUAAAGCACCACCUACCAGUGUUGUAGGAGCGCAGUCAUCUAAGGUAUCUACAGUACCUUCUGGGUUUACUUUUGGUGCUCCCCUGUUAGGAAAAACUGGAGAAGCUGCUUCAACCUCAGUCACAUCAGCUGGCACAGCAUCCCUGUCCAUCAGCACUAGUGCCACAGGCAGUCUCUUUGGUAAUGUCCAGAUAACCAGCACAGGGUCCUCUGGGGUAUUUAAUCUUGGAAGCUCUAGUGGCAGCAAGCCCACCUUUUCAUUUGGUGUUCAGCAAGCAAACAGUAUGAGCACGUCCAUCUCUACCCCUUCUACCUUCUCCACGUCAACGUCCCUCUCAUUUGGAAAUUUCUUGAGUUCAACACAAACUGCUGCAGCUUCUGCUAAGGGUGCAGGGGAUACCAAAUUACUGUUUGUGCCAGAAAAGCCAUCUGAAAGUGAAGCUGUAGCAGCUGGAUCUUCACCUCCAACAACACUCUCGCCACAGCCACAAAUACAGCUUUCAGAGCCCAUUAAAGAACCCGCUUUACCCCAGGCCACAGCUGGGGACAUGGUCUCUGCAGGCUCUGGCACCACAUCACCAGCAUCUCCCCCUGAUGCUGUUGCUGCUCCUGCCGCCACAAGUGAUUUGAAGGCACCAGUGCCUCCUGCUGUUCCUGCAGCUGCCCCACCGGAUCAGAAUGUCCCAGCAGCAACUUCUGCAACAAACAUUGCCUCUCCUGCAGAAGGCACAAGUGUGUUGGCUGCUACCUCUGAUGCUACUACAUGUGUUCAAAGUCCAGCUGUCGGUGCUCCUGUGUUUGCCCCCACUUCUGCAGGCUCCUCGGUGUUCUCUCAGCCUUCAAGUUCCAGCUCUUCUGGCUCAGCAUUUAGCCAGCCUGCUGGUGAUACAACUGCUGCUCCUUCCACACCACCUGUGUUUGGACAACUGCCAGCAGGUACCACAGCAUCCUCUCCGUUUGGACAACUCACCACCAGUACCUUGGCCACUGCCACCGCUACUACACAGGCUGCCAGCUCAGGUUUUGGUACUUCUGCUUUUGGUACCACCACUACUGGGGGCUUUGGUCAGCCAGCCUUUGGACAAGCACCGACCUUUGGGCAACCAGCAAGCAGUUCUUCAGGUGGUUUUACCUUUAGCCAGUCUGGGUUUGGGGCAAUGCCAGCCUUUGGCCAGCCAGCAGCUUCCACAGCAGCCUCAAGCAGUGGCAGUGUUUUUGGAGCACCAGCUAGCACCAACAGUGCCAGUUCCUUUUCCUUUGGACAGCCAUCGGCCAGCACUGGAGGUGGGCUCUUUGGACAAAGCAGCCCUCCAGUGUUUGGGCAGAGCACUGGCUUUGGGCAAGGAGGAUCAGUCUUCGGUAGCGCUGCCACCGUUACUACUACAACAUCAUCUGCUGGGUUCAGCUUCUGCCAAGCUUCAGCAGGUUUUGGUUCCAGUAACACAGGCUCUGUGUUUGGGCAAGCAGCUAAUACUGGAGGCACCGUCUUUGGCCAGCAGCCAUCUUCUUCCAGUGGAGGCUUGUUUGGAGCUGGAAGUGGUGGGAGAGGUGGAGGCUUCUUCAGUGGUCUGGGAGGAAAGCCAAGUCAGGAUGCAGCCAAUAAGAAUCCCUUCAGUUCCUCCAGUGGAGGAUUUGGAUCUGCAGCUUCCCAGAAUUCUUCCAGCUUAUUUGGAAACAGUGGAGCAAAGACUUUUGGAUUUGGCAGCUCAUCUUUUGGAGAGCAGAAGCCUACAGGCACUUUCAGCUCUGGUGGUGGAAGUGUGGCAUCUCAAGGCUUUGGAUUCUCCAGUCCAAACAAAGCAGGUGGCUUCGGUGCUGCUCCAGUGUUUGGCAGCCCUCCCACUUUUGGGGGAUCCCCUGGGUUCGGAGGGGUGCCAGCAUUCGGUUCAGCCCCAACCUUUUCAAGCCCUCUGGGCUCAACGGGAGGCAAAGUGUUCGGCGAGGGUACAGCAGCAGCCAGCGCCGGAGGAUUUGGGUUUGGUGGUACCAGUAACAACACAGCAUCGUUUGGCACACUAGCAAAUCAGAACACCCCGACAUUUGGCUCGCUCUCACAACAGGGAACCGGUUUUGGCACACAAAGCAGUGGAUUCUCAGCUUUUGGGACAGGUGGAGGAGGGUUUGGGUUUGGAUCAGCUAACACAUCUUCCUCUGGAUUUAGUGGAUGGAGAAGCUAGAAACAUCCUGAGCCCUCCUGCAGAACUGCCAUAGCUCCUGCAUUCAUGGAUCGUCCGCACGACCAAUACAGUUUUUCUUUGAAAUACAAGUUCUCAGACUUUUUUUUUCCUUUUUUUUUUUUAUUUUAAGAAAAAGAUUUUGCUUAUUUUUAUGUAACACUUGUUCUCACUCUAUAUUAAACUAUUUUAUCUGCCUUGA